Molecule: messenger RNA, 1621 nt
Organism: Daphnia carinata
Lineage: Eukaryota; Metazoa; Arthropoda; Branchiopoda; Diplostraca; Daphniidae
Product: F-box only protein 9-like
Biological process (GO): SCF-dependent proteasomal ubiquitin-dependent protein catabolic process
Cellular component (GO): SCF ubiquitin ligase complex
Molecular function (GO): protein binding
Source: RefSeq, a predicted model, not a curated record
GGUAGACCUGCAAUACUGCGAUCCAUUCAAGAUAUCAAAUUCUUUUUUUGACAAUUCCCUUUCUUUUCGUAAUUUCCCGUUUAUUCGUGCCUAUGUGGACCUACUCCUUCAUUAACAAAGAAUCGGUCGACAGUUGGACUGAGCAAAUAACCAGUCGUGAAAGUUUACUAUUCUUACAAAAUGGCCGAAACAAAUCAAAGCAGUGAAGAACUUCUAGAAAACUUUCGGCGACAAUGGGAAGCAGAACUUUCUGUUGCCAGGAGUCAACAGGCUGAAACACAUGGCAAUCAAGGCAAAUCCACAUCAAUACCAGUUCAUAAUCAGGAAGAGGAAUCUGUAACUGAGAAGAACAUUAAAGUUGCAGAAAAUGAGGAUGAGGCAGUGAGCAUGUACUUGCAGGGAGUAAAAUAUGAAAAAUCUGGAGAUGUGGUGAAAGCCAUUCGAUUUUACAAGCAGGCCAUGCAAUUAGUCCCAGAUAUUGAAGAAAGAAUUUAUACAUAUCAAGAAAGCAAAGUAAUAAAUCCAUUCCUUCUGACCAGAGGAGCCGCAAAAAUAUCGAUAUUGGACGUUCCCUUUGCCAAUGACAAUAAUAACGCCGACGUUGUUGACGACGAACUUCCGAACUUCCAGAGAGUUUGCCCCCCGCUGGAGGAGCCAAAGGUUACCACCCACAUAUCAGACUUACCGCGCGAAAUCAUUGCCUACCUGCUGAAAUGGGUCGUUUCGUCUGAGCUUGAUCUUCGUUCGUUGGAGCAAGUUUCAUUGGUUUGCCGGGGGCUUUACGUAUGCGCCCGAGACAGCGAGAUAUGGAAACUCGCAUGUCUUAGCGUCUGGAAAAAUGAAUGCAAUCCAACAACGUUGGGCUUCAGUGGAUACAGGGAUAUGUUUAUCCAUCGUCCUCGUCUUCACGUCCUCGUCUUCUUCAGUGGCUGUUACAUCAGUAAAACAUCGUAUGUCAGGCAGGGAGAGAACAGCUUUCAAGAUACGAAUUACCAGCCCUGGCAUAUGGUGAACUAUUUUCGCUAUUUGCGCUUUUAUCCGGACUGCACAGCCGUCAUGUAUACUACGGCCGAUAUGCCUAGUUUAGUCGUUUCGAAACGAUUAAAACGAAAAGAUCCGUCCUGUUUCCGCGGAUUUUACACACUCCACGGCAAUAUUGCAACAUGCAUAUUCAAACGUAAGCGGGUUCCCGAACGACCUGAACGCAUUGAGAAUAUGAGGCACAGAAGAAGAAAUGAGGAGGCCAAUAAUAAUGGCAGCACAAUUGCUGAACAAAUUUUCGAAUUAGAAUUGGAAAUCAAGACGGUCAAGAAAAAACUUCAUUGGGCACUCCAUUGGAAACGUUAUGCAAUCCAAACUGUUUACCAAGAUAAAGAUCCAACGACUGCAGAUUUCGAUAUUACCGCCUCACGUUUCCCGCCCCUGAUCUUCAGUCGUGUAAGAUCGUACAACGCCCUCAGUGAAAACCUCUUUAAAUACGAAAACAAGUUCUUUCCACUCAAUUGCAAAUACGUUUGACGAUUGCCUGUGCCUGUGAAAAGCUCUUUUUAAUUUGAUUUUUUUACUGCAGAAUGAGAAAUUAAUUUGUUACAACGGGAAAUGAAAGAACUGCUUAACGUUA